GUUUCUGGAAUUAGUCUGUGUUCUGGAAUGGGCCGUUCUAACUAAAUUGUAUUCCAAUCUGACUGUAUGUGCACUAAUGUAAACUUACUGAAAGAGAACGAGGAAGAAUAACUGAGCAGCCUAAAAACAAUAAACUGUAAAGGCGUUGCUAAAAAUCUACCCCCUUGACACAUGCCGCUCCUCCAGCAGGUUAAACUAUAAUGAUACUGUAUCAAAUUGUUACAAAAAUCAAUGCAGUUGCUGUGCAACUACAGACGCAUCACCCUCCCGGAAGUGCGUGACUUAAAUAAAAAAUGGCGGACCACAGCUGUGGUGGAUUUAAUUCGCCAGUGUUGUGGAUGUGUUUGUUGGUUCUCGCGUUGAGACCUGUAGACGCUGAGGUUCAAAUUGAAGAUGCAUUCCGUGCAGGAAAUAAAGUAUUUUCACCGACCGCUGCAGCAGCACGGGACCUACGAUAUCUUCUCUACGACGUCAACCCACCAGAGGGCUUCAACCUGCGUCGGGACGUGUACAUCCGCAUGGCGUCCCUGGUGAAGACCCUGAGGAGACACGGUGACUGGGUGCUGGUGCUGCCCCCUUGGGGGCGUCUCUACCACUGGCAGAGCCCAGACAUACACCAGACAAGGAUCCCCUGGGGAGAGUUCUUCAGCCUCACCAGUCUCCAGGGCAACGUGCCAGUCAUAGAAUACGAGGAGUUUAUAGCCGAGUCUGGAGGUCCGUUUAUUGAGCAGGUCCUGGUGCUACAGAACUACGCUGAAGGGUGGACGGACGGAAAAUGGGAGGAGAAAGUGGAUGAGAGACCCUGCGUUGAGCGGUUAAUGUACUCCAAAGACAAACAGGGUUAUUACAGAGGUUGGUUCUGGGGCUAUGAGGAAACCAGGUGUGUGAACGUCACCUGUCUGUCAGCUCAGGGCCACGCCUCCAUCCUGGCACCACUCCUGCAGAACAACAUCACAUCAACGUCAGUGAUGUUGGAUAGAGCAGAGACUGUCCUCCAUGAUCUCUACGCUGGAAAGGACUACUGGAAUACUCGCCGCAGCAUGGUCUUCGCCAAACACCUGCGUCUCCUAGGGGACGAGUUCCGAGCAAUGUACCUGAACUCCACAGACGAGCAGGACCAGACCGUAUACAAUGAGGACUGGACUCUCAUUAAGAAUAAGCUGAGUUCUGCGAGAGGGGGGCCAUACCUGGGUGUCCACCUGAGAAGGAAGGACUUUAUCUGGGGUCACAGAGAGGAUGUGCCCAGCCUCAAAGGAGCUGUCAAGAAGAUCAGGAGCCUCAUGAAGAAAAACAACCUAGACAGAGUCUUUGUGGCCACAGAUGCAGAUGAUGAAGAGCUGGCGGAGCUGAAGAGGAUGUUACCAGAGAUGACACGCUUCGAGCCCACCUGGGAGGACCUGGAACUACUCAAAGACGGGGGCGUGGCUAUCAUUGACCAAUGGAUCUGCGCACAUGCCAGGUAUUUUAUCGGAACCUCCGUGUCAACCUUUUCCUUCCGUAUCCACGAGGAAAGAGAGAUAUUGGGAUUCGACCCGAAAACCACCUACAACCGCUUCUGUGGGGACAGUGAGAACGUGUGUGAACAGCCCACACACUGGAAAAUAGUCUACUGACUCAACGAUUCAACACCUCUCUAAAAACAUGUCAAAAGCAGUGUUAAAGUGGAUCUUUUUUCUAUAUACAGUACCAGUCAAAAGUUUGGACACACCUACUCAUUCAAAGGUUUUUCUUUAUUUCUA
Coregonus clupeaformis (lake whitefish) is the source of this 1739-nucleotide messenger RNA. Its product is annotated as GDP-fucose protein O-fucosyltransferase 2-like. The record is from RefSeq and is a predicted model, not a curated record. Lineage: Eukaryota; Metazoa; Chordata; Actinopteri; Salmoniformes; Salmonidae. Gene Ontology annotation, molecular function: peptide-O-fucosyltransferase activity. Gene Ontology annotation, biological process: protein O-linked glycosylation via fucose. The transcript is spliced from 9 exons. The coding region runs from base 294 to 1613 and encodes 439 amino acids.